GGUUUGCAGCGCCGGACGGCGGAGGUUUGAACCAUCGCGGCUGCUGUAGCAGAAGGAGGAGGAGAGCAUGACUGGUCCUUUGACGUGGAAUAUUUCCGUAAAGAGACGAUGGAGGUGUAGCAACGUGUAGCUCGAAGCUAUCCUGUAUUAACCUUAAAUCGAGACGGGAUUUAACCCUGAAUCCCACUCGGAUCUGGGUUCACGGCGGGAGUUGACAGACAAGACAACAGUCUUUCACAGACUGACCCCUUUCUGUUCCCCACCUCCCUCCGCUCAGCUACAAUCAUGAUAAAAGCCAUUUUAAUAUUCAACAACCAUGGGAAACCAAGGCUUUCUAAAUUCUACGAGCAUUAUAAUGAAGACACAGAGCAACAGAUCAUCAGGGAAACCUUCCACUUGGUCUCGAAAAGAGAUGAGAACGUCUGUAAUUUCCUAGAAGGUGGAAUGUUGAUUGGAGGAUCAGACUACAAGCUGAUUUACAGACACUACGCCACACUGUACUUUGUCUUUUGUGUGGACUCCUCAGAGAGUGAACUAGGAAUUUUAGACUUAAUCCAGGUAUUUGUGGAAACGCUGGACAAAUGCUUUGAGAAUGUCUGUGAGCUGGACUUAAUUUUCCAUGUAGACAAGGUCCACAACAUUCUGGCGGAGAUGGUGAUGGGCGGGAUGGUCCUGGAGACCAACAUGAACGAAAUCAUCACACAAGUGGAUGCCCAAAACAAAAUGGAGAAGUCUGAGGCCGGUAUUGCAGGAGCGCCUGCUCGUGCCGUAUCAGCUGUAAAGAACAUGAACCUCCCGGAAAUGCCCAGAAACAUCAACAUUGGUGACAUCAGCAUAAAAGUGCCAAAUUUACCCUCCUUCAAAUAGUGGCAGCAAGAUCCUGAACCUGCAGAUGUCAGCCAAUGUUUACCGUGAUGCAAUCUGUUUACCAAAACCUCAAAAUUCUAACUUUUAUCAAAACUAUACAUCUUGAAGGUACUAUGUGAUCUGACACUCCUUGUUUUGGUGUUAUCUUUUUGUUUUUCCUAUUAAAGAAAAAAAUGUUUUACGUGUUCUUUUCUUUCUGUUUGAAGGAAAAAUUAAGUAUUUAUUUAUUUGUGGUACAUUCCUUCUGCCUCGCUGGAGGUUGGCCCUUGACGUUUAGCUGCUACAGUACAGAUCUGUGUCAGUUUGUAACUGGAAUUAUUUCACUGACUCAAGUGUUUACUUUAAAGAGAACGUGUGGCAGGUGGUGACGUUUUGGGACCGUUUUAUUGGUUUGGUUAUUUCAGACUAGAGAAAUCAAUGAAUGGAGGAAAGAGUAUGAAACUAUUUCAAAAAACCAAAUUGGAACAGGUCUGCUACAGUAUUGAAAGUCAUACAUAUACAGCUCGUUUGUAAAAUCAGUGCAAAGAAUAUUAUUAUAUUACAAAUAUGCUGUGUGACAGAAAUAUGGAUGUAUAUGCUGAAAGGAUUUUCUCUUUUCUUAUUUGUAUGCAAAAUAUUUUUAAAUGAUUUAUCAUGUCUUAUCAAAUAAUUAUCUUAAUUUUAAUCUGUGCAUGACUUUUUCUCUCUUCUUUUUCAACAUAAUAAACUGUCGAAACCAAA
Molecule: messenger RNA, 1587 nt
Organism: Cottoperca gobio
Lineage: Eukaryota; Metazoa; Chordata; Actinopteri; Perciformes; Bovichtidae
Gene: ap3s1
Product: adaptor related protein complex 3 subunit sigma 1
Exons: 6
Coding region: 286-867 (193 amino acids)
Biological process (GO): intracellular protein transport; Golgi to vacuole transport
Cellular component (GO): AP-3 adaptor complex; membrane coat
Source: RefSeq, a predicted model, not a curated record